CAGGUACUGUGCAGUGCAUUGCAUAUCUGCUUGCGUACCUCUCACCUUGCUCUCGCAUUCCGUUUCUCGUGACAGACUCGAAGUCUUAACUGUCGCCUGUGUAAACCCCCUGACGAUCCACGUUCCCGUAGGAUCCAUGUUGUUGCUCCGCCUCAAAGCACAAGCACAAGCAUCACAUCGCAUGGCCCCGAUGAGCCCGAGCCAUGAUGGGCUGUCCUUGGACAAAUUCAUUUCCAAAGGACCCUUCCUUCCAACUUUCAGUGGAGUCCCUGACGUAUCGUCCAACAUCAAUCAAUGUCAGUAGUGGCCAUGCCCACAGCAAAAAAUUGGGGUGUUUCGAGCAUCCAUCCCCCUUCUUGCCAUGCCAAUUUUAGAAGGAAGGACAUCUUCUCUUUCUGCAUACCGAUUCCCAUUUCAUUAACGUUUUCUUUCGUUGUUCUUGAGCUACUUAGGUACUCUCUUUUCAUCUACGUGGUUGGAUAUUUCUAUCACCAUAUAUCGUUGAAUUCAUUCUUGGCGACGCGUCUAAGUGGGAUACACGAACCGAGCUUGGCAUCAAGCAGGGUCCAGUCCAUCUGUUAUUCCCGUCUUGUCUUUGUCUUGGUAUUCCGAGUUUUGGGUUAAGCUGCCAAGAUGCAUUCAUUACUUCGAGCAACUACUGCGAUACUUGGCUGGGCAGCAGCUGUCACUGCCUACGACGUAACAUGGGAUGACAACAAAUCCAUCGAGAAGGCCGCCGGCCAGGCAGCUUUUGGCUUGGUAUCAUACUACACAGGAAACAACACUGGCGAUACACCAGGAAACUUGCCAGAUCCUUACUACUGGUGGGAGGCUGGCGCGAUGUUCGGUACUCUCGUUGAUUAUUGGUGGCUCACCGGUGACGACUCUUAUAACACAAUCACAAAACAAGCCAUGAUUCAUCAAGCCGGCACAGACGGCGAUUACAUGCCCGAUAACCAGACAAUGACCGAAGGAAACGAUGACCAAGGCUUCUGGGCAAUGGCUGCAAUGUCAGCAGCUGAGCAUCAGUUCCCAGAUCCUCCUGAGGACACACCCGGAUGGCUCGCUCAGGUUCAAGCUGUCUUUAAUGAGUACGUCAGUCGCUGGGACGCAGACUACUGCGGUGGCGGUAUGCGUUGGCAGAUCUUUAAGUGGAAUACUGGUUUCGACUACAAGAACGCUAUCUCCAAUGGCUGCUUUUUCAAUGUCGCCUCUCGGUUAGCACUGUAUACGGGUAACGACACUUAUGCGGACUGGGCUGAGAAGUUGUGGAAGUGGCAUGAGGAUUCUGGCAUCAUCACCGAUAAGUUUGCAGUUCAGGACGGUGUUCACAUCAGCGAUGCUAAGGGAAAGAAAUGUACCGAUAUAGAUAAGACACAGUGGUCUUAUAACACGGGAAUCUUCCUGCACGGCGCCGCGGUCAUGUAUAACCUUACCUCGAGCGAUAGCUGGAAGAAGCGAGCAGACGGUCUCCUCGAUGAUGUUUUCAACAAAUUUGUUAAAGAUGAGAUCAUCUACGAGCAGUUUUGCGAGCCUCACAAACAGUGCAGUCAGGACCAACAGAGCUUCAAGGGGUAUCUUGCACGGUGGUUGGCAGCCACCACGCAACUUUAUUCUUCUACAAACGACAAGAUCAUGAAACUCAUCAAGACAAGUGCCCAGGCCGCCGCUAAAGUCUGCACAGGCUCACCCACAGAGGGUUACAAGGGGCCUGCAGGCACAGCAUGUGGCUUCUCUUGGACGACGGGUAGCUUUGAUGGCUCUGUUGGAGUUGGUCCCCAAAUGAACGCCCUCUCGAUCCUCAUGUACACGCUGGUGGAGAGUGCCAAGGGGCCUGUCACCUCGAAGACCGGUGGAACGUCCAAAGGAAAUCCUGGCGGUGGAAAUACGGACAUUAACGACAAUGAUGGAACCCCUCCAUUGAAGGACAUCACGACGGCUGAUAAGGCUGGCGCCGGUAUCCUGACGUUCCUGUUCCUUGCCGGUGUCAUCGGGGGUGUUUCAUUCUUGGUCAUCGACUUUUAGACUUUUUAAACUUCUAUAGUAGGGCAUGGCGUUGAGAGGCGGUAUCUGUUAUAUUUAUUGUUUUGAGGCGUUGAGAGGUUGCUAGAUUGGAUACCUUGCACUUUACUUGGCCUCAGACUUGUAAGUCAGGCUGCAGAGUUAUACUCACAAAUCUUAUUGAUUGCGUUGCCUAUGUUCAUGAACCCGCGAUGACCCAUUCAAGAGCUUCCAUAUGCCCAUCUGUUACUUGUAGUUGCUUGCUUUUAGCAAAUCUUAUUCUCAGACUGCGC
Molecule: messenger RNA, 2294 nt
Organism: Fusarium odoratissimum NRRL 54006
Lineage: Eukaryota; Fungi; Ascomycota; Sordariomycetes; Hypocreales; Nectriaceae
Exons: 3
Coding region: 634-2025 (463 amino acids)
Biological process (GO): fungal-type cell wall biogenesis; carbohydrate catabolic process
Molecular function (GO): mannan endo-1,6-alpha-mannosidase activity
Source: RefSeq, a predicted model, not a curated record